Molecule: messenger RNA, 1673 nt
Organism: Porites evermanni
Lineage: Eukaryota; Metazoa; Cnidaria; Anthozoa; Scleractinia; Poritidae
Source: the annotation of a GenBank genome assembly
AACUGGGGGAAAACUUACAAAGCUGCAGAAAAAAUUGGCAGACAAGAAGGUUCCAAAGUCUGGGUCAUCAACGAGUCCGUUCAGAUCGACAAUAAAGGUGACAUUGUCCCAGAGGAAGACAAGGAGUUUGUGUGGAUAGAUGACCUCUUUAAUGACAAUGUAAAGACUCAGGAGGUCAUCUAUUCAUUCACACCAAAAGUCUUAAAUCAUGUUUUGUGCGGAUUAAAGGAGACCCUGCAAGGCAACUUCAUAGCAUGUUUUUUAGCAGUGGGUAGGUAACAAAAUGUUCGAUAUCAAUUAUUAUCUAUCAGCUGCUUGCAUCUGUAACUAUUAGUUUGAGGUCAUUCCCCUUAACAAGUUUUUGUAAAGCUUUUAUGCAUCCACUAAAACAUUUAAUAACUUAAUAAGAUAUCAUGCAAUUUAUCAUGCAAUUACCUAUCCAUAAAUUAGGUACAUUGUGCUGUAUCAGAGAACAACUACAGUGCAUCCACCUGCACCUCAAAACACAUGAGUAUAUAGAACUUUUUACACGGUUGUCAGCAAUUAAAAUGUUACUAAGGAUUUCAAACUUAGCAACUCGAGAGAUGGCAGGAAGUCUUUUGAUUUAGGGUCUGCAGGUCAAAUGAUAGUUUGCCAUUAUGAUUGUUGGAAGUACUACCAUCUACAAACACUAAUACACAUUGACAAACAAGGAAGAAAGUAAUUGCAUAAUGUACCUUUUUUUCCUUUAUUUUUUUUCUGCAGCUGGCAGUACAUUAGGCCUCCACUAUGAAUCAGUUAUAGAAGCAGGCCAACAUUUUCCAAUCGCAGUUAUUUGUGGUGAACACAGACUGGUUGAAACAAAAACUGCUAGAGUAGCUCUCCAUCUGAUGGACAACAGAAGCACAGGAACGUUUUGUUCCACGUCUUUGCUCCACGACAACCUUUCCCCCCGUGCUGGAUGAUAUAAAGAACACCCAUCAGCUCAGAGAGCUUCCCUUAGCAUACUUCGAUGGAGGCAAGGAUGGCACCUGUAGCCGUGAAAUGUCACUGAAGACUUACCCCGUGGUAACAGUAAACUGGGAAGCUCUGGAGGGGCUUCCUCAGGAUUAUAGCUAUGCUAAAUAUGAAUGCAAUUAAGUUCCAUAUCCAACAGGUUUAAAUAUUCAAACCAAUUAGUACUGGCAUUUCAACUAAUACCGGUCACAUAAUGUAUUGAGCCAACCAUCUGAAAGUUGAUAAUGCAGUCAUGAAAUUUUUCCUCUGUAACUUACAUAAUUAUUAAACGUUCAUAAUACAUUAUGCUGAAAUUAUCUAUUUUACACUGCUCUACGGACGCCCUCUUCCAACAGACACACUAUAUUGUGGUCUUCAGAAAUUAAAAGAAAAACAACCUAAUAUCGUUAACUUUUCAACAGGAUUGCCAGCCACUUGUAAUCCCCUUUGUUGUGGGGCCCAGAAGCCCCAGUGGACUCCAGGCCCAAUUAAAGGCUGAAGAAAGGCUUCAAGAGCAGCUGGCAAAUGCUCCCAGGGCCCUGGAAGCAUUAAUUGCCAUCAACAUCUGCACUGUUUCAAACCAGAGUAAGGAGAUAAAAGCACUUUUUGCAGAGGAAUUCAUGGACAUCAACGACAGGGUGCUGGAAAAUUACUCUCUCCUUUUGACAAUGAGAGUAGAAGUAAGUGGCCACCAUUAG